AUGUCAACCACCACCGAGGGCCAGUUUGAGCUGCAGGGCGGCGUGAAAGCGUACUCAAAGACAUGGACGCCAUCCGGGCCCAUCAGAGCCCACCUGGUGUUUGUCCACGGCUUCAGCGAGCACAUCAACAGGUACAAUGAGUUCUUCGCCACCGUGGCCGAGCAGGGCAUCCAGGUGCUCGCCUGGGACCAGCGCGGCUGGGGCCACACAUCGCCCAAGAAGGCCGACUGGGGCAACUCGGGUCCCACGACGCAGGUCAUCGCCGACGUCGCGGCGUUCGUCAAGGGCAGCCUCGCCGCGCGGGAGGGCAAGGCGCCCCUCUUCGUCAUGGGCCACUCGAUGGGCGGCGGCGAGGUGUGCACGCUGAUGGGCGACCCUCAGUACGCGGAGCUGGUCGGCCAGGUGCGCGGGUGGCUGCUCGAGUGCCCCUUCAUCGGCUUCGUGCCCAGCCAGGAGCCGAGCUUCCUCAAGGUCUUCUUCGGCAGGCUCGCGGGGAGGGUGUUCCCGCACCAGAAGCUCAAGUUCUCGCCGCCGCCCGAGUACCUGAGCCGGGUGCCGGAGGUGGUCGAGUCCAUCAAGAAUGAUCCCAUGUGCCACGACACGGGGACGCUCGAGGCCCUGGCCGGGAUACUGGACCGGACGGCCGUUCUGGCGUCUGGGGAGGCGAAGGUCGGUAAGGAGGUGCGCAGCCUGUGGCUCGCUCACGGGACCGAGGACAAGGUGUGCAGCUACGACGCUGCCAAGAAGUGGUUCGAGGCCCAGAAGGGGCUUGAGGAUAAGACGUUUGUGAAGUACGAGGGGGGCUAUCACCAGCUGCAUGCGGAUUUGUGCAAGGAGCAGUACGGCAAGGACAUGAUUGCUUGGAUUCUGGAGAAGAGCGAGGGCAAGCCCGUUGAGGCAAAGCUGUAG
Molecule: messenger RNA, 909 nt
Organism: Clonostachys byssicola
Lineage: Eukaryota; Fungi; Ascomycota; Sordariomycetes; Hypocreales; Bionectriaceae
Source: the annotation of a GenBank genome assembly